AUGCAGUAUUUGGACGAUAUCAUUGAGUUAAUUGAAGAUCUACCAUGUGAAGUUGAACGGAGGUUCGAGCAAAUUCGACGCUGGGAUACUGAAGUUGAAAAGCUCAGAGUAGCAGCAAGCGAUUUACAAAACAGGGUUUUCGAAGAUCACAAGAAUGUGGACAAUGAAGAAAAGCCGAGCUUAUGCUAUGAGUUGGCGGAGAUCCAUCGCUUAGUUCGAGAUAUCACAGAGAGAAAGCUAGAUUUAGCCGCUCGCACCGAGCGACUGAUGGCUGCUAUUGCUGAUAAGGUACAAGAAAGUGCUUAUCACUGUAAAAUCGAACUGGAAGUUGACAAUCCUGGUUGUACUGAACUCAUCGAGCAGAACUUCUGUCAGUCCUUAGGCUUGAGACCCAGUUCCACGCAUAUCACCGAUUGUUCAAUGGAAUUCGAACCAUUGGAUAGAAUGGGUGGAUUAUCAGGAGAUUUGCAUGUUCAGAACCGUGAUGUGCUGAAAGAGCGGACUAACAAAGGGAAGGGUGAUCAAAAUGUCGUCCCAACUUCUACUUCUGGCUCUAACUUUGGCAAAAAAUACAAGAAAAGGAAAGAUCCUCACAACCCUGCUCCUAUGACUGCCUACAUGCGAAAAAAAAUUGAGAAGAAUCGUGAAAAACAGAAAGUUCAAGAAACGCAUGUUCGGAGAGAACAGGAGAGGAAAAGGGACAAUUCCGUUUCGGUUCCCCAACUUCCUCAACCACCCUCACGAGCUGAGUCCACUAUGGACUGUGCCACGGCACCCAGUUGCGACAUGGACGAUGACCUCGCCUGGUCCGGAGGGCUGCCAGAUAUUCUAGGUUCAGAUGACGAUUUUGAUCCAAAUGAAGUUUUGGAUUUAUUCCCUAUCGUGCUACCAUCACCUCCUCGCGAGCUCAUGGAGUCAUUGAAAGAGGAUUUUGUUUUUGACGAAGAGAUGAACUUGAGCUCUCCUAGCUCUCCCUCUUCGUCCAGACCAUCAAGCUCAUUAGUCCCAUCUUCCGUAAAAUACAAAGGAGAGCGAAUGCGACAUGACUCUGGAUCUCAGCUAGGAGAUUAUGGUUCAGAAAAAAAAAGAAAAAACAUAAUGUUCAGUAGUGUUAGUGAUACCAGUAUGCAUGGCAGACCUAGAAAGCUGACUGAUCGAGCCGUAGAGCUACUUCAGUUAGAGAGAGAAAAACUCAGAAAAAAGGAAGAUGAUGAGGAUAAGUGGUGCAUAUGUGGUGAUAUAUCGAGUGGCGAAAUGAUCCAAUGCGAUGGAUCUGAGUGUGCAAUCAGUUGGUUUCAUUUUGAUUGCAUGGGCUUAACCUGUGCACCUGCAGGAGCCUGGUUUUGCCCGACAUGUGCCAAAGGAAUGAGCAGACCGAAACCUUUCUCGAACUAA
Molecule: messenger RNA, 1395 nt
Organism: Auanema sp. JU1783
Lineage: Eukaryota; Metazoa; Nematoda; Chromadorea; Rhabditida; Rhabditidae
Source: the annotation of a GenBank genome assembly